This is a messenger RNA of Gekko japonicus, 1512 nucleotides long. RefSeq names its product plexin-A4-like. Gene Ontology annotation, cellular component: semaphorin receptor complex. The coding region runs from base 1 to 1512 and encodes 503 amino acids. Gene Ontology annotation, molecular function: protein binding; semaphorin receptor activity. NCBI's taxonomy places the organism in Eukaryota, Metazoa, Chordata, Lepidosauria, Squamata, Gekkonidae. The transcript is spliced from 4 exons. The record is from RefSeq and is a predicted model, not a curated record. Gene Ontology annotation, biological process: regulation of cell migration; positive regulation of axonogenesis; semaphorin-plexin signaling pathway involved in axon guidance.
AUGUCCAGGACGACAGAUAUGUGGCGAUGGACUUGCCUCAUUUCCCCACUUCUCCUCUGUGCUGUGACGUCGCCUUCGGUCAGUCGGCCACCGACGUCCCACCCAAAGAGACCUUUCCUCACCUUCACUGUGGACAAGGCCGACGAGUAUUUGAACCACUUGGUGGUAGACGAGAGGAAAGGGCAUAUUUAUGUGGGGGCCGUCAAUCGGAUCUACAAGCUUUCCGGCAACCUGAAGGUGCUGGUGACUCACGAAACAGGUCCUGAUAUCGACAACCCCAAAUGUUACCCUCCAAGACUGGUCCAGCCCUGUAACGAGCUGUUGACGUCCACCAACAACGUCAACAAAAUGCUCCUCAUAGACUACAAGGAGAACAGGUUGAUCGCCUGCGGUAGUUUGUACCAGGGGAUCUGCAAACUCCUGCGGCUGGACGACCUGUUCAAGCUCGGGGAGCCCUUCCACAACAAGGAGCAUUACCUCUCCGGGGUCAACGAGAGCGGCUCGGUUUUCGGAGUGAUUGUCUCGUACAACAACAUGGACGACAAGCUGUUCAUUGCCACCGCGGUGGACGGCAAGCCGGAGUACUUCCCUACCAUCUCCAGUAGGAAGCUGCCCAAAAAUUCGGAGGCGGACGGGAUGUUCGCUUAUGUCUUCCAUGACGAGUUUGUCGCCUCCAUGAUCAAGAUCCCGUCGGACACCUUCACCAUCAUCCCCGACUUUGACAUCUACUACAUCUACGGCUUCAGCAGCGGUAAUUUUGUCUACUUUCUGACUCUCCAGCCUGAGAUGAUUUCUCCGCCUGGUUCCACCACUAAGGAACAGGUCUACACCUCAAAGCUGGUUCGCCUCUGCAAGGAGGACACGGCGUUCAACUCGUAUGUCGAGGUACCUAUCGGCUGUGAGAAGAACGGAGUGGAAUACCGAUUGCUCCAGGCGGCGUAUUUGUCCAAGGCGGGGUCCAUCCUGGCCAGGUCUUUGGGUAUCCGGCCGGAGGACAACAUCCUCUUUGCCAUUUUCUCCAAGGGACAGAAGAGGAAAAUGAAGUCCUUGGACGAGUCAGCACUGUGCAUAUUUGUCCUGAAGAACAUCAACGAUCGUAUCAAGGAGAGGUUGCAGUCCUGCUAUAGGGGCGAAGGGACACUGGAUCUGGCCUGGCUUAAAGUGAAGGACAUUUCCUGUAGCAGUGCGCUGUUGACCAUCGAUGAUAAUUUCUGUGGCCUGGAUAUGAAUGCCCCACUUGGAGUAUCGGAGAUGGUGCGAGGUCUCCCCAUCUUCACAGAAGAUCGGGACAGCAUGACGUCAGUCAUUGCUUACGUCUACAAGAACCACUCUCUGGCUUUCGUGGGCACCAAGAGCAGCAAGUUGAAAAAGCAUCUCCCCAAAGGUUCUUCCCACAUCGCCGGUUCUCGAGUUUUGCAGCGUUUUGCGUCCGUCAUCCUCGCCAUGGUAUUUGUCAACCCUAAUAAUCGAGUCAUCUUCAACGGUAGCCCCAUGUUGAGCAUGUUGCCAUAA